Messenger RNA from Peromyscus californicus insignis, 3287 nucleotides. It is a transcript of the gene Bbs12, whose product is annotated as Bardet-Biedl syndrome 12. The record is from RefSeq and is a predicted model, not a curated record. Lineage: Eukaryota; Metazoa; Chordata; Mammalia; Rodentia; Cricetidae. Gene Ontology annotation, molecular function: ATP binding. Gene Ontology annotation, biological process: photoreceptor cell maintenance; chaperone-mediated protein complex assembly.
GUAGAACAGUCUGGCCUUAAACUCAAAGAGAUCCACCUGCCACUAUGCCCAGAUUUAAAAAAAAUAAUGGUAAGUGUUAGUUAUUAUGCGGUGCUGUGUUACCCAUUAAGCGGCACUGUUUACCAUUCGAGAAAAGCCACGAGGCACAACAAAACCCACUAUAAGAGUUUAUUAGAGGAAGGAGACAGGAAGGGGGUGCUUAGGCCUAUGGGAAAUGAUGGUGCAGGGAGAGAGAGGAGGGAGGGGUCUGUGACCCGCUUUUUAUGGAUUUCCCCGCAACGUGCAACGUGUACAUAUGGGCUUACAUAGCUACGUCAGGCAUGCUCAUAGAUUACAUGAUCACGCUGAGCAAAUUACAUGACCACACAGCACACGGAUUACAUAGGACAUAAGGCCCUGGGAUGACAAAGCCUCUUGUUUGGGUACUGGACAACGCAUGUGCAGUCAUGUAGCUGAGAGACUGGCCAGGAAUUCUAUCAAUAAGUUCAGAUUCCAAUUUCUAGACUUGGUUAGGAUACUGCAGUCUUGAAAAGUGACUACUCCUAUUCUGUACAUAAAACUUUCAUUAUAAUUAGCAAGAUAGGAAAGCCACACACAUUAUUAAACUGAAUUUAUUCAGUGCACUCUACAUAUCAUAUACCACAGCAGCCACUGGUGAGCUUAAAAGAAACUUAGGAAAAAGUAAAUGUUGAUUUGGGGCAGUUAAUCAUUUAGUUAUAUUUCUGUUUUUUUCAGAGACAAUUCUAAUUAUCAUUUGAAGGAGGAACCCCCUUUAAAAGCAAUUAAAGGGCCCCAACUAAGGGUCCAAAGAUUGAAAGUUAAAGAAACAUUAUUCUGACAAGUAAUGACAUUGACCUGUUUGUGGAAGGCAUCAUUGCUGGGCACCACAGAACGAAAAUGCCAAGAACAGUUACCAGAGAUAAUUAUUCGUGGUGAUGGCUUACAGAGUCAUAAACAAAAGAAGGCAUGUGGGACUUCAACAGCUUUCAUCAUUUGCACAAACAGGAAGAAGUUUCCUGGGCCCAGUAAAAGCCUCCAAGUUUAUUAUAGAUGCAGAGUGUCAUGAAAGUGUGUUAAUCAGCUCAACAGUCAGGCUUCUCGAAGGUCUGGAUUUAACCUGUGCAGCUGGGCAGCUUCUCAACGAAGCAGUUCAAGCACAGAAUGGCACAUACAGAAUUGGAACCAGCACUCUUUUGUUUCUUGUUGGUGCAUGGAGCAGCGCUGUUGAAAAAUGUCUCCAUCUGGGUGUUCCCACUCCAGCAAUAGUGUCAGUAAUGUCCGAAGGCUUGAACUCUUGCAUUGAAGCAGUAGUUUCCCUUCAAGUACCCAUAUACAAUGUAUUUGACCACAUGGACAACACAAGUGCAGUUUAUGAGCGUGAAACAGUUGAUGUCAGCUUGUGUCCUUUUCUCCAAGUGCCUUCAGAUCCUGGGUUGUUACAGGAAAAGCAUGAUUUCAAAGAUGCUACAUCUCAGUUAUUGUCUGCUUACAGUCUUUCUGGGAGACAUGCACAAUCACCCAAACUCUUCAAAACUCAGGCUAAGGUUGAAAUGGAAAAAAACACACCACGAGCUCUGCAACACAGCGCGUAUACAGACUCUUUCUGCAGAAAGUCAGCAUUAACUCACAGUAGGCAUUUUAAUAGGACAGAUCAUAGCCCCUGGAUAAGCAGACCUGAUGGAUUUCUAGAACAAUGUAGAUCGACUCCCAAAACUUGGAGAUGUAAUGAUUUGGUGGAGUUAGCGGUUGGCUUGAGCCAUGGAGACCGCAGCAGCAUGGCCUUGGCAGAGGAAGCUGUGAGGCUGCAGCGGCAGAGUGUGUGUCUGCAGCAAGCCAACUCUGUGGCACCAUUUGUGUUUGAUGUUUCAAGACUCCUCACUUGCUGCCUCCCUGGCUUACCUGAAACUUCUUCUUGUGUUUGUUCAGGAUAUGUCACUGUUGUACCCACGUCUAGUAGUGCUCUGAUAAAGGAAUUGCAGGAUCAGCCUUUCCGAGUGAUUCUCAUCGAGGGUGACCUCACACAGAGUUACCGCCACCUGGGAUUUAAUAAGUCUGGAAAUAUGAAGAGCACGUUAGAUAGUGGGAAACUUCCAGGAGACAGUGCAGAAGAACUGUGGACAAAGAGUGUGCUGCAGGUGUUAAUCCAGUUGGAUGUGAACCUCGUCCUGGCACAAGGAAGUGUAUCUGAACAUCUGACUGAAAAAUGCAUGCAUAGUAAGCGACUGGUAAUGGGGUCAGUGAGUGGCCAUGUGUUGCAAGCGUUUGCAGAGGCUACAAGAGCAGUGCCUGUAGCCUAUGUUACACAAGUGAAUGAAGACUGUGUGGGCAGUGGGGUCUCUGUGACCUUCUGGACGAGUCCUCAUGAUACAAACAGGAACAACAGAAUGGCAAUCUUGUUAAAAACAGAAGGAAUUAAUUUGGUUACAGCAGUACUUACCUGCCCAGUAAGUACUCAGAUGGAAACCAAGGAAGACAGGUUCUGGUCCUGUGUAUAUCGCUUAUAUCAUGCCCUAAAAGAGGAGAAGGUCUUCCUUGGAGGUGGUGCUGUUGAAUUUUUAUGUCUUAGCCAUCUUCAAAUUCUUGCCGAGCAAUCUAUAAAUAAAGAAAACCAUGCUUGUUCAGGAUGGCUUCCUGAUUCUUCCUCUUGGAUGGCCUCAUCUCUGUCAGUCUACAGACCUACUGUGUUGAAGUGCUUGGCAAGUGGGUGGCAUGAAUACCUGUCAGCUGUCAUGUCUAACACUGCCACUCACCCAUCAGCAAUGGAAGCCAGCACGUUCAUUCAACAUCAUGUACAAACUGCCACCAACUCUGGCUCUCCUUCAUCUUACAUCUUGAGUAAAUAUAGUCAACUAAGUGGUGGAGUUUUUCAUUCAGGUGUUUCAGAUAACCUGGAGCUAGUUCGCAGAGUUUAUGAUACUGUUACACCAAAGACUGAAGCGUGGCGCCGAGCAUUGGAUUUAGUACUCUUAGUGCUUCAGACUGACAGUGAAAUCAUUACUGGACUUGCACACACACAGAUAAAUUCACAGGAAUUAGAUGGACUUUUAUUUUUGUAGGGUUAGCCAAAUCUUUGGGAAAUAAGCUGUAUCAUAUUAAUAAAUUUUAAGGUGUGUAUGUGCAUGCACACACACCCAAGGAGGCCAGAAGAGGGCACCACAUGCCCUGGAGCUGUAAUUAAUGGGUUUAUAAGCUGCCCAGCAUGGAUGCUGGGAACCCAACUAUGCAAAUGCAGCAAGCACUCUUAACCUUACAGCCAUUUCUCUAGCCCUAAUAAAUUUUUAUAUUCA